GUACCAGACCAGUGGAGCUACACCAUUUCCUCCGCAUAUUCUUCCAGCAGCUCACCUCUGCCUUCCAAUCACCCCCGUUCUUCCAGCAACUCACUGCUUACCCUCCCUCUCCUCUCCUCUCCUCUCCUCUCCUCUCCUCUCCUCUCCUCUCCUCUCCCUCUCCUCCUCCUCUCCUCUCCUCUCCUCUCCUCUCCUCUCCUCUCCUCUCCUCUCCUCUGCCUCCUCAAACGUGUGCCUUACAGGUAUCAGUGGAGCUACAUCACUUCCUCCGCAUAUUCUUCCAGCAACUCACCUCUGCCCUUCCCGAUGCUGACUGGCAAUCCGUGUCCGCCGGACCUCAUUCCGGACCUCAUUCCGGGCCACACCCUGGGCCUCACACCGGGCCUCACUCUGGACCACAUUCUGGACCUCAUGGUCCCCACAUGGACCUCCAACUCAUCCCCCUCAUGCCUCACCCCAUCCCCCCUCUCAAGGCCAACCACCCCCCUCCUCUCACCCAUCCCCCCACCUUCCCCCUCACAUGCUCCACCCCCUCCCCUCCCACUCAUCUCCCCAUCCCCCGAACCAUCCCCCCCAGUCAAGUCCUUAUCCUCCCCAUCCCAACACGCCCCCCAUCCCUCCCAUGCUCCCCACGGCCCCCAUCCUCCCCAGGGGAGACAGGGCCCUCCCCAUCCUUCCCCCGCCCCCUCCCCCCACCCUCGCAACCAAACAUCACCACCCCCACAGCACUUCUCACACCCAGACUCAACCCGAGAGGGCUCCCUCCCCCCCCACCCCAUGCCACCCCUUCACGAGCCCCCUUUUCCCAUGCAAACCCGCACUUCUCGUCCCUCCCUCCUCCGCUCUCCUCCUCCCACCCUCCCUCACAUGCUCCCCAGCACCGCAUCUCACUCCCUCCCAACGCUCCCAAACCAUCCCGCCACCCCCAUGCCGCCUCCCUAGCAGGCAAAUGCUGCCGGAUAGGCAGUCAUUUCAGGAACGCCCCCCUCCCUCCUCUCAGCCUCAGUUUGUUCGGUGGCAGGGAGGUCCGGGAGAAGGCCCGGGACAUCCAGGAGGGGGGAUGGGAGGAGGGGGGGAGAGGUGGGGGGAGAGGCGGAGGAAGAGGGGAAGGGAGAGGUAUGGGGAGGGGCGAGUUUUCUGGGGCGGAAGGGGGAGGGAUGAGGGGAGGGAGGGGAGGAAGGGGAGGAGGGAGAAUGAGUCUAGGAGGUAGAGGGAGGGGUGGAGGGGGGAGAGGAGCAAGUGGAGGAGGAGGAAGGGAGCAGGAGGCAGGGGAGGAGCGGGAGGAGGAGGAGGAGGACCAGUGGCACCCACUGCAGCGGCUGCAGCAGCGGCAGCGGCAGCAGAAGCAGCAAUGGCAGUAG
Molecule: messenger RNA, 1361 nt
Organism: Closterium sp. NIES-65
Lineage: Eukaryota; Viridiplantae; Streptophyta; Zygnematophyceae; Desmidiales; Closteriaceae
Source: the annotation of a GenBank genome assembly